This is a messenger RNA of Tremella mesenterica DSM 1558, 594 nucleotides long. RefSeq lists its product as uncharacterized. The transcript has 2 exons. The record is from RefSeq and is a predicted model, not a curated record. NCBI's taxonomy places the organism in Eukaryota, Fungi, Basidiomycota, Tremellomycetes, Tremellales, Tremellaceae. The coding region runs from base 1 to 594 and encodes 197 amino acids.
AUGACUUCUUGGGAAAGUCAAAGGGAAGGAGGAAUGGUGUAUCUCAAGGUGUCUCGAUCCCUUGAGGAGACAUUGAGUUCUCUUCGACAUAUCAUAGAUCUGUGCAGAAAACAUCACAGCAUGAGCACUUCUAUUCAUAAUCGUAAGAAUGCACCUGGUCAGUCUCUCACUGCUGCAUACCUGUCAGAGAUCGUUAAACAAUCAAACACCUUGAUCAUUCAGCCCCUGAACAACUUGCUCAUCACUGAACAUCAGCGCAAGUCACAAGAAACAUCUGCGGCCGAAGAGGCUGCUCAGAGAGAAGCAGAAGCCCUUGACGAGAAAACAGAAGUACUGACACACGAAUGUUUGCAGCUCACAGAGUCCAACAGAUCUCUACAGCAGACCGUAGAUGAGCUACGUAAGGAGGAAAGUGAGCUCGGGAGGCAGGAAGCAGCUUUGUUUGGCCCAUAUGUCAUUGCCUGCCAAAUUGCUCAGCAGCCAAUAAGCCCAAUCCUUCCUAAAGUUGGAGAGUAUAAGGAUUGUAGCACUCAAACAGAGAAGACCACUCCAGUACGGCCCAUAGAGUUCUUCAGCGGCGUGCCAUUCCUCUAA